AUGGCUUCAAUGUUGACAACAGUUUCUGGCUGCAAAUUUUGUGAAAUCGCGAAAAAUGAGAAAGAUCUUCAUCUCAAAUCAAAAGAUCGGGUAAGUUUUUGUUUUUUUUUUGAAAAUUUAAAUAGAAACUUCGUUUGAAACCACAAGUUUUUCUUACAGUGCGUUGUGAUUUCGGACAUCAAACCCAAGGCCAAACAUCAUUAUUUGGUCAUCAGUAAGCAGCACAUUGCAAAGCCCACCGAUUUGACAGCGGCCGAUAUUGAAUUAUGUGAGUUAACCUAACUGGAAAAUCUGUAACCUCCAAAAUUACCUGCAGUAGAAGAGAUGGAACGAACUGGUCGUGAAGUUUUGCGCGAAAAGCUGAAAAAAUCGGGUGAAGCUGACACGGUUGAGGAUAUGCUUCGCGUCGGUUUCCACUAUCCACCAAUGCUCACCGUGCACCAUCUUCAUAUGCAUAUUAUCUAUCCGAUUAGUGAUGUAAGCUUUUUUUGGGGUUUGGAGGGAGAAAAUAUGCCACGUGGCAAUUUCAAAAAUUCAGAAAUGACAAGAAAUCUGAAAAUAAUUGAAAAUAAUGUCACCUCAUAGAAAUAUUCACUGGAAAUUAAGAAAAAAUGUGUUUUUUCAAUGCCACGUGGAUUUGAAGCCUUUUUUAGCCUGAAAAUGUACAAAUUUCAGCCUAAAAUGUCACGUUAAACAAAUAUGAGCUACAAAUUUAAUUUUGAUAAUUUUUGAAUGCCACGUGACAAAUUUUGAACCUAAAAAUCCACGUCAUAGCAAAUUCAAAACGCAAAUUAAAUAAUUUCAACAAAAAAAUCCAUUUUUUCUUGAAAACCAUGAAUUUUCAGCCAAAAAAUCUGAAAUUUUCAGUUGAAUUCUGGUUCGAAAAUCGAUUGAUUUUCAGACAACAAUUUCAGACAAAUUCUCGGCUAAAACCCUUGAAAUUAGAGCUCAACUUUGAGCCUAACAUUUUGAAAUUUUCAAAAUUCUAACCCUAAAAAUCCACGUCACGAAGUUUGCGUCAAAAAUUAACAAAACAAAUCCACGUGGCGAAAAAUUUUUAAUUUUUUCACAAAUGUUUCUAGCGGAUCUAAAAUACCGAAAUGACAAAAUUAUGAAAAUCUGAAAAUAAUCGAAAAAUGUCACGUCAUAAAAAUAUAGGGCUCAAGAAAGAAGUCAAUUUUGAGUCAAAAAUUCAAAAAAAAACAUUUUGGAGCUGAAAAUCUGGAAAUUAGAGCUCAUAUUUGAGCCUAAAAAAUAUAAAAUUUUCAAAAUUUUAAACUUAAAAAUCCACGUCAUGAAAUUCACGUCAAAAAUUAACAAAACAAAUCCACGUGGCGAAAAUUUUUUAAUUUUUUCACGAAAGUUUCUAGCGGAUCUAAAAUACAGAAAUUACAAAAUUAUGAAAAUCUGAAAAUAAUCGAAAGAUGUCACGUCAUAAAAAAAAAAUAUAGGGUUCAAGAAAUAAGUCAAUUUUGAGUAAAAAAUUCAAAAAAAAUUUAGAAGCUGAAAAUCUGGAAAUUAGAGCUUAUUUUUGAGCCUAAAAAAUAUAAAAUUUUCAAAAUUUUAAACUUAAAAAUCCACGUCAUGAAAUUCACGUCAAAAAUUAACUAAACAAAUCCACGUGGCGAAAAUAUUUAUUUUUUUCACGAAAGUUUCUAGCGGAUCUAAAAUACAGAAAUGACAAAAUUAUGAAAAUCUGAAAAUAAUCGAAAAAUGUCACGUCAUAAAAAUAUAGGGCUGAAGAAAUAAGUCAAUUUUGAGUAAAAAGUUCAAAAAAAAAUUUUGGAGCUGAAAAUCUGGAAAUUAGAGCUCAUUGUUCAGCUGAAAAUCUAGAAAUUUUCAUAAUUCUAACAUUAAAAUUCCACGUCAUGAAAUUUGCGUCAAAAAUUAACGAAAAAAUCCACGUGGCGCUGAAAAAUUAAAAUUCAAAUUUCACUCCAAAAACGUUGCAGAUGGGUCUGAUCUCUCGCAAAUUCACCUACCGACCCGGCAAAAUCUUCCGCGCCACUCGUGACGUCAUCGAAUCUCUUCGCGACGCGGCCGGGAUUCCAGACCCACUGGCCGGAAAUCCGGCGGUCAACGAUUCGCUGGAGCAAGGUAUUUCGGCUCACGCGAUCGCCAAUUAG
Molecule: messenger RNA, 2126 nt
Organism: Caenorhabditis angaria
Lineage: Eukaryota; Metazoa; Nematoda; Chromadorea; Rhabditida; Rhabditidae
Source: the annotation of a GenBank genome assembly